AUGGCCCGGAGGUACAAUGAGCUGCCCCACUACCCUGGUGUCGCGGACGGCCCCGCAGCCCUGGCUGGCUUCCCUGAGGCCACAAGAGCCCAGGGGCCCUACAGCUCCCACCGGCCUCCUCAGCCCCCACCCCCGGGCUUGGACAGUGACAGCCUGAAGAGGGAAAAGGAUGAGAUUUACGGACACCCCCUCUUCCCCCUGCUGGCCUUGGUCUUUGAGAAGUGUGAACUGGCCACGUGCUCCCCCCGUGAUGGGGCUGGGACUGGGCUGGGCACACCCCCCGGUGGAGACGUCUGCUCAUCCGAUUCCUUCAACGAGGACAUUGCCGCCUUCGCCAAGCAGGUCCGCUCCGAGAGGCCCCUCUUCUCCUCCAACCCAGAGCUGGACAAUCUGAUGAUACAGGCCAUUCGGGUGCUCCGCGUCCAUCUGCUGGAGCUGGAGAAGGUCCAUGACCUGUGCGACAACUUCUGUCACCGCUACAUCACCUGCCUCAAGGGGAAGAUGCCCAUCGACUUGGUCAUCGAGGAUCGGGAUGGCGGCUGCAGAGAGGACCUCGAGGACUACCCGGCUUCCUGCCCCAGCCUCCCUGACCAGAAUACUACGUGGAUCCGAGACCACGAGGACAGUGGUUCUGUACAUUUGGGGACCCCAGGUCCAUCCAGUGGGGGCCUGGCUUCCCAGAGUGGGGACAACUCCAGUGACCAAGGAGAUGGGCUGGAUACAAGCAUGGCUUCUCCCAGCUCUGGGGGAGAGGACGAGGAGUUGGACCAGGAGAGGAGGCGGAAUAAGAAGAGAGGGAUCUUCCCCAAGGUGGCCACCAACAUCAUGAGAGCCUGGUUGUUCCAGCAUCUCUCGGUGAGAUCCUGCCCCACCUCGCUGGCUCCCCGGCCCUGCCACAGCCUGGAGGCGCCGUCCCCGGGAACCUGGCGGGCCUUGGGGACCAGGCGACGGGCGGGCAAGCAGGAUGACCCUUGCUGGUGGCCACAGCACCCGUAUCCCUCGGAGGAGCAGAAGAAACAGUUGGCGCAGGACACCGGGCUCACCAUCCUGCAGGUUAACAACUGGUUCAUUAACGCCCGGAGACGAAUAGUACAGCCCAUGAUCGAUCAAUCCAACCGUACAGGGCAGGCUGCAGCCUUCAGCCCCGAAGGCCAGCCCGUGGGGGGCUACACAGAGACUCAGUCACACAUGACCUCCAGGCCGCCAGGAUCAAUGGGAAUGAGUUUGAACUUAGAAGGAGAAUGGCAUUAUCUCUAG
Molecule: messenger RNA, 1257 nt
Organism: Orycteropus afer afer
Lineage: Eukaryota; Metazoa; Chordata; Mammalia; Tubulidentata; Orycteropodidae
Source: RefSeq, a predicted model, not a curated record